Molecule: messenger RNA, 1719 nt
Organism: Suillus subaureus
Lineage: Eukaryota; Fungi; Basidiomycota; Agaricomycetes; Boletales; Suillaceae
Exons: 2
Coding region: 1-1719 (572 amino acids)
Biological process (GO): DNA replication
Source: RefSeq, a predicted model, not a curated record
AUGGCAGACGUUGUAUCUCUUCGAACAGAAAUUAAAGCUUGGGAACGCGACUUCAAGUCAAAGUUCUCCAGAGAUCCGUCUGUUCAGGAUAUUAAAGAUCAACCUGCUAUAGCUGACAAGUACAAGUUAUACAAGAAACUAUCAAAGGCAGUAGCAGCAGCUGCCUGUCUCUCUCAGACGCGUCCUUCUUCCUCUCAGACGCCUACCACCCCACCAAAAUCUACUGCUCACCCAAGUCGCUCCCAUAUUAUUUCCAAGCCGCGCGAAAUCGAAGUCGUCGCUCCUCUUCCAGGCUUUAAUCCGUUCUCACCAGUCAAAAAUAAAGGCAAGCAGAGGGAUUCCCCCCCUGCAUCCUCAUUUUCAACUCGAAAGGCGCAUUUACCAAAUUCUUUCGCAACUCCGUCCAAGAAUAUACCAAACUGUUCCUCACGGAGCGAAUCCCCAGAUAAUUUCCCAGAAGGACAGCCAUAUGUACCAAUUGGUAUAUCUCUCAGCUCCCAAUUACCUCCCGCGCCGAACACGGCAGUCUCGCGUGCACGAAAGAGACUUCGCGGUGAGCCUGUCUCUCCCUCGCCCAAUAAGCAGAAACGUCAACGUAUCGGUUCUCACUCGGCUUUACCCUUCCGAUUAUCACACUCUUUGUCAAGCGAUGAUGAAAGUGAUGAGAUUAUGGGUGGCACGGAUGUCAAUAUAUCUUUUGUGGACGAUUCUCCCAUAAAACUACCGGCAGGCGGCAAGUCAUUCAGGCUCCUCUUCGAAGACACACUACCGACUGCAAGUGUACCUAAGAGGCCUGCAAACGUUUCCAAGUCACAAUCACGAGGUUCAAACGAUGCUGUAAUCUCACAUGGGGUCGAUUCAAACGAUGCCACGAGUCUCGAAGCAUUUCCGGCCAAUGCCCAUAAAGAUUCUAGACGCUCGAACAACUGCCAAGAUAAACAGAAAUCGAGGACAGAUGCAAAACCUACUUUGAUAUCAAAAAUCAUCAAGAAGGACGAGUUUCCCAACGCUGAAGGCCGGGUAAACCAGUCAAGAUCUGGGUCAUCGCGUACAAUUGCUGUGGAGAAACGAGCGCACGGCAAGUCCCAGGAACCUAAGUCAUCGCUCAAGCGUGUAUUGGAGGCCGUGUCAGUGAAUGAUGGACUGUCAUCAGCUUCUUUUCCACAGUUCCCCUUACUUCCGCCGUCUCCCACCUCUGAAGAGGCCUCUUCAAAUCGACGCGUUCCAGCAAAUGGCAAGGGAAUGGCUGGAACAAGCCGAAAAAAGGCCAAGGUUGUGGAUGAGGAGGAUGAGGAGGAAGAUGAUGACGAUUUAGACGAGGUUGCUGUUAAAGUCAUCAAUCGGACCCAGACAGCACAGCAAGUGUCGGAAAAUGCUGAUAAGCUUGACUGGGAUCCAAUAUUACAUAGCGGUGCCCGUGACCGCGAUCAAUCUGCCGCGGCUGGCGACACGAGUUGUGACGAAAACGGAACGUUUCGUGUUGAUUUACCUGAUGAGCUUCGCCUCAUGUUGGCCAUUUCACCAUCAAGAACCCACAACAGCAAGGAGGAGCGUGUCUUCCGCGGUUUACUUUACGGCGAUCGUGUUGGUCAUUAUGACGCGUCGAGAGGUGGGGAUAUAUGGGAUAUCGGUGAAGCGGAAGAUGACACUCGGGGUAGUACCGAGGGAGAAGAUGAUUGGGAAGGCGAGCCUAUACCAUGGGAAGUCGGAGAGCUGUAG